AUGGAACGUCUACUGCGAUCGUUGCUCAUGAAUCAAAACAAGCAGGCCACCGACAAGCUUGACCAUCCAGAUACCUCUGAAACAGUCAACAUCUCUUCCUUGGCUCUGCUCAAAAUGCUGCGCCACGCGCGAUCUGGAAUUCCUCUCGAGGUGAUGGGUCUAAUGCUUGGAGAAUUCGUUGACGACUAUACUAUCAACGUUCUGGAUGUCUUUGCGAUGCCUCAGAGUGGAACAAGUGUGACUGUGGAGUCCGUGGACCCUGUUUACCAGACGAAGCAUAUGGAUUUGCUGAAAUUAGUUGGUAGAACUGAAAAUGUUGUUGGAUGGUACCACUCUCAUCCAGGAUUCGGAUGUUGGUUGUCUUCUGUCGACGUCAACACUCAACAAUCUUUUGAAGCUCUUCACCCGCGAGCUGUGGCUGUUGUCGUGGAUCCGAUUCAGAGUGUUAAGGGAAAAGUUAUGCUUGAUGCGUUCAGAUCAGUGAACCCUCUCAAUCUUCACAUUCGUCCAUUGGCUCCAACUGCCGAACCCAGACAAACUACUUCUAAUCUGGGGCAUCUGACGAAGCCAUCAUUGAUUUCCGUGGUACAUGGUCUCGGAACAAAGUACUACUCAUUGAAUGUGGCUUACAAAAUGGGAUCAAACGAACAGAAGAUGUUGAUGUGUUUGAAUAAGAAAAGUUGGUACGAUCAGUUGAAUAUGAGACAGUACUCGGAGUUGGAGAAAAGUCAAGAUGAGAAGUUUAAGAGUAUCAACAAGUUGAUUGCCGUUGUCAACAAAGAAAUUGAGGAGGAUAAGAAUAAGCCAAAGACUGACAGCAAGGAGAAACCAGCAUCUGAAACCAAAUCAAAGAACCAAGAAGAUGUCAAGAAGUUCGGGAAGGUCAAUGCUAAACAUCAGUUGCAAAUGGUCAAACUAAGCUUAAAUACAAAUAUCAUGUUUCAUGUUUCAGAUCACAUCAAAUCUUCUGAAUGA
This is a messenger RNA of Caenorhabditis briggsae, 975 nucleotides long. The transcript is spliced from 3 exons. The coding region runs from base 1 to 975 and encodes 324 amino acids. Gene Ontology annotation, molecular function: protein binding; metallopeptidase activity; proteasome binding. Gene Ontology annotation, cellular component: proteasome regulatory particle, lid subcomplex. The record is from RefSeq and is a predicted model, not a curated record. Lineage: Eukaryota; Metazoa; Nematoda; Chromadorea; Rhabditida; Rhabditidae. Gene Ontology annotation, biological process: protein deubiquitination; proteasome-mediated ubiquitin-dependent protein catabolic process.